Messenger RNA from Didymodactylos carnosus, 1326 nucleotides. Lineage: Eukaryota; Metazoa; Rotifera; Eurotatoria; Philodinida; Philodinidae. The record is from the annotation of a GenBank genome assembly.
AUGGUUGAUUUGGGAAAUUCGGAUGCAAAAGCAGGUAGACGUAAAUGGAAUUUAUUCUUUGGGCGAAAACCCAUUCCUACGAUUAUAACAACAGAUCACAGCGCCUAUCCUCCGCUACCAGUUAAACAGCGAAUAAAUCCAGAUGCAUACGAUACCGAUGGCGGUACGAAUGACCGUCACUAUUUAACAUCUCAUCAUAAUUCACCAAUAUCACCUCAAAUUCUAAGACGACAUGGUGCUAGUCAGACGUCUUCUCCUCGAACGCCGUCUCGCAAUUCGUUUACAAAAGGAACACUUUCACAUGCCACAUUAAACCCACAAGAUCACCAUCAUCAUGAAGAACAUGAAAUAUAUUCAAAUUUACCUGCACGACAAGAUAUUCGUAAGCACAUUCGAAAUAGUCGAAUACUACCAACAGCGAUGGCUACCACAACACCUUCUGCGCAUGAGUCUUUACCAGCACGACAUACUCUGUCAAUAAUAGAUCAUCAUCAAGCGGUAGGUCGCCGAUCACCGACAGUUGCACAUGAUGUUCAUGAACAGCAACGUCAAGCAAAAGAGCGUAUCCAAAAUCACUUGAUUUCACAUCAAACAGCACCAUUGAGAUUCAUAUUUAUUCGUCAUGCUGAACGAGCAAAUCAAGCGCUUGGACCUGAGUGGUUUUUACGCGCAUUUGAUCAGCGAACGGGCGCUUAUCAUCGAUAUGAUGUUAAUUUACCAGAAACGUUACCAACACGAACAAAUUAUCAAGCGUAUGAAUUGGAUCCACCAUUGACAGUGAAAGGAUUGAAACUUGCUCGAAUAACCGGUGAAAAACUGAUGAAUAAUCGUUUGUCAGCGACUGUUUGUUUAACAUCAUCCGCUCUUCGUUGUGUUCAAACAGGUGAGCGUUUGCUAAUCGGUAUGCAACGUCAAGAACGUAUUCCGAUUCGUGUUGAACCUGGUCUUUUCGAAUGUCCACAUUUUAACCCUAACCUAGUUGACAGUUUUAUGACGAAAAAUGAGUUGUUAUCGAAUUAUUAUAAUGUAAAAGCCGACUACAAGCCUAUUAUACCAAAGAUAAAUGUUCCUGAAACAUUAGAACAAUAUUUUCUGCGCAGUCAAUUUGUUAUGCAACACAUUAUUAAUCGUUAUUCACUUCGUGGUGGAAAUGUGCUGAUUGUUACACAUGCACCCGGACUCAUUGCACUAACAGAUGCGCUACUAGGAAACAAAUCAGAUGCGAAUACACUCUAUGGAACCGCGAGUCGGCUUGAAUAUCUAACCAGUAUAAUCGCUGAAUAUGAAAGUGGACGAUGGAAAUUUCGUGAUCAACCGUUAGAUUAA